GUGACUACCGGAUCUCCCUCCCUUACCUGCUCUCUCUGAUUAUCUCCGUACUUCUUCCCCUUCCCUUUUCUAGUGAUCUUUAUCUCUUUACCCCUUCACUUUUUUUCCUUUUUCUUGAAGCAAUCCCUGAUUCCCUUCUCCCUUGGACAUAUCAAGCAGUAAUCUUGUAGCUACAGUGAAAUAUUUUUCCUUCAAAUCCACUCAGAGCUUGGUUUCAAGACUGGAAAAUUAGGUUUGGCAGCAGGACAUUCCAAUUUAAGCGAAUGGAUACGCCUGCAGCGGUUACAGACACUCACUAUACAGUUGUUGAUAAGAAGAAAGGGCGAGUUAGGUGCAAUUAUUGUGGAAAGGAAGUAAGUGGUUCUACUCGUCUUAAGCAACACUUGGGUGGAAUACCUCCUGAUGUGUUACCUUGUCUUAAAGUUCCAGAGGAUGUGAAGGUACAAAUGAAAAACAAUCUAAUGGGAAGAACAAAAGCAGAUGGUAACACCAAAUUUCUUAAAUCGUUCAAAUCGUGUUCCGUAAGGAAGAGGAAGUCCAGCUCCGACGGCCCCUGUAAAGACAACCAUGUAUCCAGUCAACCCGCCAGUUUGUCAAGGAAGAGAAAGUGCCACAUUACAACUGAGUCUGGAUUAAAGGACAACGAUGAGAUGGCACGGAGCUUGAUUAAUCCCGAACAAUUGAAUGCAAACACCGUAGGGGAGAUUGAAAAACAAGCUGAAGAUAAGUCAUCUAGACAAAUCCAAAGGUGUAUAGGCAGAUUCUUUUUCGAAAAUGGUAUAGACUUUAAUGCUGUGAACUCGCCUACUUUCCAGAAAAUGAUGCAUGCUUCUGCUGGACAUGGAUCCACGUUGUAUAAGGUGCCCAGCUGUAAUGAUUUAAAGGGGUGGAUUCUGCAGGAAGAACUGAAGGCAUCACAAGAGUAUGUGCGAGGAGUUGUGCACUCAUGGGGAACCACUGGAUGUAGUAUUUUGUUGGAUGGGUGGAUCGAUGGAAAAGGGAGAAACUUGAUUAAUUUUGUGGUUGAUAGCCCACGGGGUCCUGUAUUUAUGAAGUCUGCCGAUGUGACAGAUAUCAUAGGAGAUGUGGUUGCCAUGAUCACAUUGUUAAGUGGGGUUAUUGAGGAGGUUGGGGUACAGAAUGUUGUUCAAAUUGUCUCAUAUACUACUCUUGGUUCACUGAGCGCAGUGGGGAAAAAGUUGACAGAGAAAUACGAGACUAUAUCUUGGACUAUUUGUGCGGCUCAUUGCAUAGGCCUCAUCUUGGAGAAGAUAGGAUUGCUGGAUCCUUGGAGAGGUGUACUUGAUAAGGCAAAGGAUAUUACUAAGUUCAUUUACACUCAUGAGACAGUUUUGAAGCUUAUGACGAAACACACUUCUGGGGUGGAGCUAGUCAGUUCCAGGAGGAUUAAGUCACUGACGCCAUUUCUAAUACUGGAGAGAAUUGAGUCUCAAAAGAAUAAUUUGAAGAUCAUGUUUAGUUCGUUAGAAUGGAAGAGCUCAGCCUUAGCUUCAACAGCUGAAGGGACGCGUGUGACUGAUUUAGUCACUGGAGAUAAGUCUUUCUGGAUUGAAGCCCAGAUGCUUUUGAAGGGAAGUCUUCCACUCAUACGUGCUCUGCAUCUAAUUAGCGGAGGAGAUAGUAAACCCCAGUUGGGAUACAUAUAUGAAACAAUGGACCAAGUAAAAGAGACGAUUAAAGAGGAGUAUGAAGAUGAGAAAACUAAAUAUCAGCCUUUCUGGACAGUAAUUGAUGAGAUCUGGUCUAACCAACUCCAUAGCCCUAUCCAUUCUGUUGCUUGCAUUUUGAAUCCGACUCUUCUUUACUCAUCUGAGGACGUUGAUGAUGAUGAUGAGAUCAAGGAUGGGCUUUCGCGCUGCAUUGAGGGAAUCGUAAAGGAUAAGCGUGCCCGAGAUUUAAUAUUAUUACAGUUAGAUGACUAUUUAGUGGCUAGUGGUGCUUUUGGCGAGGGGAUUGCUAUUGAUCAAAAAACAAAGCUUUCUCCAGUGAAGUGGUGGUCCUUGUAUGGAGGUCAUUGCCCUGAAUUGCAAAGUUUUGCCAUGAGAAUUUUAAGUCAGACGUGUACCGGUGCCUCAAGAUAUGGUCUGAAAAGGAGUCUAUCUGAGCAACUACAUAUGAACGGAAGGAACCCUGUAGAGCAAAAACAGUUGACUGACCUUACAUAUGUUCAUCAUAAUCUUCGGUUGCAAAAUGCUGUAUCUAUUUCAAACACAGAUUACAGAGAUAUAUUUCUUGAAGAGAUGGAUCUAAUGGUGAAUGGGUUGGUCGAGGAGACGUUGAAAGAGUAAGCAGCUUAACUAAAUGGUUACUAAAUUGAGGAUCUGUGAUUAGGUGCAAAUCCAAAUCCUCUUCUGGUUUUUUCCCCUUGCAUUGAAGCUGCAGAAGCCAUAUACCGGAGUGUAACAUGUCAGAAGUUCUUUUUGCUGGAGACGAAAGAGAUCAGUUUUGUCGCUUUUUACUCGGCCUCAGUUUGCGGAGUUACAUCCCUCAAGGGUCUCUUCUUCACUGUUGUAACAUGUUUAAAACUCAAAACCACCAUCUGUUGUAGAUUUAUCGAACUGGCCUAACUUUUUUGGCUGAUGGACUUGCUCUGUUUGCUAGAACAGGCAUUAGCUUCUACAUUUAAUGGAGUUCUUAGUGGUCCUUAGAGCUGUCUACUGAUCCAAUGACACUUGGUCAUAAUUACAUGGAUCACCAAAAUCAAAAUUAGA
Messenger RNA from Papaver somniferum (opium poppy), 2732 nucleotides. RefSeq lists its product as uncharacterized. Gene Ontology annotation, molecular function: protein dimerization activity; DNA binding. The transcript has 4 exons. NCBI's taxonomy places the organism in Eukaryota, Viridiplantae, Streptophyta, Magnoliopsida, Ranunculales, Papaveraceae. The record is from RefSeq and is a predicted model, not a curated record. The coding region runs from base 264 to 2309 and encodes 681 amino acids.